Molecule: messenger RNA, 1273 nt
Organism: Asterias rubens (European starfish)
Lineage: Eukaryota; Metazoa; Echinodermata; Asteroidea; Forcipulatida; Asteriidae
Product: glutathione S-transferase theta-1-like
Exons: 5
Coding region: 95-781 (228 amino acids)
Biological process (GO): glutathione metabolic process
Cellular component (GO): cytoplasm
Molecular function (GO): glutathione transferase activity
Source: RefSeq, a predicted model, not a curated record
UUGUGUUCACAGUAUCUCACCUACCUUCUGCCGGCUAGUGUAUUUACUUUUUUACUGAGUGUUGUUUGAUAGAUUUCCAAUACUUUUCUUAACCAUGAGUUUAAAGGUUUACUACGACCUCAUGUCGCAACCAGCGAGAGCUGUGGUACUCUUCUGCAAAGCCAACAAAAUUCCUUUCACGCCAAAGCCAGUGGCUCUUCGAAAAUACGAGCAUCAAAGUGAGGAAUAUGGUCUCAUUAGUCCUUUUCGGAAAGUUCCUGUUAUUCAAGAUGGUGAUUUUACACUGACAGAGAGUGUAGCUAUCCUUCAAUACCUUGCUGAUCGGUUUGACUGCCCGGAUCAUUGGUACCCUAAAGACCCCAAGGCACGGGGUAAGGUGCAGGAGUACAUGGCGUGGCAGCACUGGAACACCCGCAUGCAUUGUGCAACAGUAUUCAUACAGGAGGUGAUCUUACCUAAAGCGACUGGCAACCCGCCAGAUGAAGGAAAACUAAGUAAGCACGUCGCUGCAAUGAACACCACACUCACAAACAUGGAGAAUUUUUUCCUGAAGGACACCCCGUAUAUCUCCGGACAUCAGAUCAGCAUUGCAGACCUGCUUGGAGUGUGUGAGGUGGUACAAGUUUCCGCUUCGGGUCGAGACGUCACCGCCGACCAUCCCAAAAUAGCGACGUGGAUAAAGCGCGUCAGGGAAGAGCUCAGUCCACACUUCGACGAGGUCUUCACGGUUAUAAACAGAGUGCGAGACAUGAGUUUGAAACAGCAGAAAUCAAAACUAUGAAAACAGAAACUGAAAGGACAUUGAUGGAUACAUGGCCGUGGAGUCCAAAAGCAGUCUGCUGAAAGCCCCACAAUCUUUGAGGGGAUAUGAUGAUUGAAAAACAUGAUUUGAAAAUUGUUCAUGAUCAGAAAUUUCCACAAGAUACAUUGCAAGAGUGUGAUAUAUCUUCAGUGAGGAACAGAAUAUUUCAAGAAAUUCCUAUUCAGAAGUAAUUAUUCUCCUAAAAAUUGUCCUGUGCUACAUGGCACUGCAAUCUGCUGUGGAGGUGUGUUCCAAUACAGCAAUACAUUCGUUCUUCAAAAUGCCACGAAUCUUUGUGGAAUUCUGUGGAAUUUUGUUUUCUAACAAAGUGAACUUAGUGUAGGGGGGUAAAUAUUAAAUCAGAUCAGGUCCAAUCCUAAGAAACCUUUCUUUUCAACAAAGUUUUUUUCAAUACUAACAAUUCGACCUCUUUUAAAGACACUGGACACUAUUGGUAAUUGUCAAAGACAA